AUGGGUCUUGCAACAAAUGUUAUAGGUUGGGGCCUUUUUGGUGUAGGAGUAAGAGCAUUUUCGAAUGGCAUUCAACAACGACCCUUUCUUGAUAAACCAAUAACACACGCACUCACAGCAGUAUUUUUUUCAGGAGUUGGGACUUUUCUUUAUUUUGGUAAUGAACGUAUGGAAGAAUUAAUUGAAAAACGUAAAAAAAUUUUAUUAGCAAAUAGGAAUCGUAGGAAAGAAUCUGAAAUCAAUCAAUAA
Molecule: messenger RNA, 249 nt
Organism: Diversispora eburnea
Lineage: Eukaryota; Fungi; Glomeromycota; Glomeromycetes; Diversisporales; Diversisporaceae
Source: the annotation of a GenBank genome assembly